This is a messenger RNA of Oncorhynchus nerka (sockeye salmon), 1217 nucleotides long. RefSeq names its product lipopolysaccharide-induced tumor necrosis factor-alpha factor homolog. Gene Ontology annotation, molecular function: zinc ion binding. NCBI's taxonomy places the organism in Eukaryota, Metazoa, Chordata, Actinopteri, Salmoniformes, Salmonidae. The coding region runs from base 112 to 567 and encodes 151 amino acids. The transcript has 6 exons. The record is from RefSeq and is a predicted model, not a curated record. Gene Ontology annotation, cellular component: cytoplasmic side of lysosomal membrane; nucleus; cytoplasmic side of late endosome membrane.
ACACAGUCCACAGUACCUCGUCUCCUCCAGGGCUCCAGUCCACAGUACCUCGUCUCCUCCAGGGCUCCAGUCCACAGUACCUCGUCUCCUCCAGGACUCCAAAAAGACAGUAUGGAGAAGAGCCAGUAUGGACCCCCCCAGGACUUGUCUGCUCCCCCCUACCCAGGCCCCCCGGCGGGCUACCAGGGAAGUGGGGGGGGAACAGCCUACCCCCCUCAGCCUGGCUUCCAGGGAGGUUCCCAACCCGGCAUGUACCCACCAGCUCCCCAAUACGGCACGGGCAUGGCACAACCUACAAACGUCCCCAGCGUAACCCAGGUGGUGGUGAUGCAGCAGCCGCUGCUAAGAGACGUACCCGGCCAGAUGACGUGUCCCCACUGUCAGGUCCCGGUUCUGACAGAGACCACACACGCCACUGGACUGCUCACCUGGGUUAUCUGUGGAUCACUCGGCUUUUUCCUGUGCUGGCCAUGCUGUUUGAUUCCGUUCUGUGUUGACUCCUGUAAGGACGUAGAACACCGCUGCCCCAACUGCAAGAGAGUGAUCCACAUCCACAAACGCAUGUGAACAGACCAAGAUGAGAUACCUGCCACAAAGUGAUCCACAUCCAUAACUAGCCCCCAUCUCCCACAGCCACUGCUGCCACAAAGUGAUCCACAUCCACAACUAGCCUCUCGCCCACAGCCACUGCUGCCACAAAGUGAUCCACAUCCAUAACUAGCCCCGGCCCACAGCCACUGCUGCCACAAAGUGAUCCACAUCCAUAACUAGCCCCGGCCCACAGCCACUGCUGCCACAAAGUGAUCCACAUCCAUAACUAGCCCCGGCCCACAGCCACUGCUGCCACAAAGUGAUCCACAUCCAUAACUAGCCCCGGCCCACAGCCACUGCUGCCACAAAGUGAUCCACAUCCACAACUCCUCAUGAAAAUAAAAAUAUAUGUUGUGAGAAGUCACAGUGUAAAGACAAUAGUCUGACUGUGGCUGAAAUGACUACUGGAAGACCAGUUUAACAUUGACUAGUGUCCGUGUGUAACAAGCUAAGGCCACUUCUAGCAGACUCUUUACACUGAUUGUAAUAUAUGUUUUCUUUCAUUCUGUGAAUCUUCAUGUUAGACAGAAAGUAGGAUUCUAUUUGUAUUGAAGUUGAUAUUGAUUGGUUGUUGGGUUUUUUAAAGGGACAGUCCACAGUUGAAACAAUUAAAAAGCUGAACCCUG